Coffea arabica (coffee) is the source of this 7399-nucleotide messenger RNA. Its product is annotated as DNA polymerase epsilon catalytic subunit A. Gene Ontology annotation, molecular function: nucleotide binding; DNA-directed DNA polymerase activity; single-stranded DNA 3'-5' DNA exonuclease activity. Gene Ontology annotation, biological process: DNA replication proofreading; leading strand elongation; mitotic cell cycle. Gene Ontology annotation, cellular component: epsilon DNA polymerase complex; nucleus. The record is from RefSeq and is a predicted model, not a curated record. Lineage: Eukaryota; Viridiplantae; Streptophyta; Magnoliopsida; Gentianales; Rubiaceae.
UUUCAACCCCAUCUUCUUCACUCAAAAAAAGCCUAAUUCUCAAGGCGGCUUUCUGUUUUCCUUUCUUGGCUUAGAUCCACUAACUCGCUAACUCAGUAACUGAGUUACCGUCCUCUUCUUCUUCUUCCAAUUUCUUCUAACUGCUAAAUACAGAACCAGAUUAUAAAAAAAAUGAACGGCAGCGAUAACAGACGGCGAGAUCGCAGAGAUACAAGGAUUUCCAAGAAGCAGAAGCUAAUUCUCAGUGCUGAGGAGCAACUCGAGUCCAAACUCGGCUUCGAUCUCUUUACCGAAGGCGAUAAACGCCUUGGCUGGCUCCUCACUUUUGCCUCGUCUUCUUGGGAGGAUCAAGGGACUCGUAAAGUCUACAGUUGUGUCGACCUUUAUUUCGUUUGCCAGGAUGGUUCGACGUUUAAGGCAAAGUACAGGUACAGGCCAUAUUUUUAUGCGGCCACCAAGCCAAAAAUGGAAAUGGAUGUGGAGGCAUAUUUGAGACGACGAUACGAGGGUCAAAUUGCAGAGAUUGAAAUUAUAGAGAAAGAGGAUCUCGAUCUUAAAAAUCACCUCUCUGGCUUAUCCAAAUCUUAUCUGAAGAUAGCUUUUGAUACUGUUCAACAAUUGAUGAGUGUCAAGAAUGACCUAAUGCAUAUUGUAGAAAGAAACCAAGAAAAGCUUGAUGCUAGCGAAGCUUAUGAGUUCAUCUUGACAGAAAAGAGUAAACAAAGGCCUCAAGAUUUUAUAGAUUGUAUUACUGACCUCCGGGAGUAUGAUGUCCCCUAUCACGUACGCUUUGCAAUUGACAAUGAUGUAAAAAGUGGGCAGUGGUAUGAUGUUACUGUAUCCAGUUCAGGAAUUGAACUCCAGAGGAGGACAGAUCUCUUGCAACGUGCUGAAGUUCACGUUUGUGCUUUUGAUAUUGAAACAACAAAGCUGCCUUUGAAAUUUCCAGAUGCUGAAUAUGAUUCAAUAAUGAUGAUCUCUUACAUGGUUGAUGGACAGGGUUAUUUGAUUAUCAACAGAGAGUGUGUUGGGGAAGAUAUAGAGGACUUAGAGUACACCCCAAAACCAGAAUUUGAGGGGUACUUUAAAGUUUCCAAUGUGAAAAAUGAGGAAUGGCUUCUUAGAGAGUGGUUUGCACAUAUGAAAGAAGUGAAGCCGGGGAUAUAUGUCACAUACAAUGGUGAUUUUUUUGACUGGCCAUUCUUGGAGAGCAGAGCAGCUCAUCAUGGUUUUAGAAUGAAUGAUGAGCUUGGGUUUCAGUGUGACAAGAAUCAAGGCGAAUGUCGUGCUAAAUUUGCCUGUCAUUUGGAUUGCUUUGCUUGGGUAAAACGUGAUAGUUAUCUUCCUCAGGGAAGCCAUGGCCUGAAGGCUGUUACAAAGGCCAAACUGGGUUAUGACCCUUUGGAGGUAAAUCCUGAGGACAUGGUUCGCUUUGCAAAGGAAAGGCCCCAGAUGAUGGCUUCCUAUUCUGUUUCUGAUGCUGUGGCAACCUAUUAUUUAUAUAUGACCUAUGUACAUCCCUUCAUUUUCUCUCUUGCAACCAUUAUACCCAUGCCUCCAGAUGAAGUAUUGCGGAAAGGAAGUGGGACUUUAUGUGAAAUGCUUCUUAUGGUCCAGGCUUACAAAGCAAAUGUUAUCUGUCCAAACAAACACCAAUCUGAUCCAGAGAAGUUUUACAAUAAUCAGCUCCUAGAGAGUGAGACAUACAUUGGUGGCCAUGUCGAGUGCCUAGAAAGUGGUGUUUUUAGAUCUGAUCUUCCAACUAGCUUUAAACUUGAUCCAUCUGCUUAUGAGCAACUAAUUGACAACCUUGAUCGUGAUCUACAAUAUGCCAUUAGUGUAGAGGGAAAGAUGGAUCUGGAAUCAAUCUCAAACUACUACGAAAUAAAAGAUGCCAUCAGUGAAAAGCUUAUAAGGUUGCGAGAUGACCCUGUACAUGAAGAAUGUCCUCUCAUAUAUCAUCUCGAUGUGGCUGCUAUGUAUCCAAACAUUAUAUUGACAAACAGGCUCCAGCCACCAUCAAUUGUCACGGAUGAAAUUUGCACUGCAUGUGACUUCAAUCGCCCAGGAAAAAAUUGUCUACGAAAACUUGAAUGGGUCUGGCGAGGGGAGACCUACAUGGCAAAGAGAAGUGAUUAUCAUCAUCUAAAGAGGCAGCUUGAGUCGGAGCUUGUUGAAGGUGCGGAUGGGCAAUCAGCAAAAACUUUUCUUGAAUUGCCGAAAGCAGAGCAACAAUCAAAACUGAAAGACCGUCUUAGGAAAUAUUGCCAAAAGGCUUAUAAAAGAGUACUUGACAAACCAGUUACUGAGCUUCGAGAAGCAGGGAUCUGUAUGCGUGAAAAUUCCUUCUAUGUUGACACUGUCCGUAGUUUUCGAGAUAGAAGAUAUGAAUACAAAGGUCUUAAUAAAGUCUGGAAGGGAAAGUUGUCCGAAGCCAAAGCUAGUGGAAAUCCUAUGAGGAUCCAGGAAGCACAAGACAUGGUUGUUCUAUAUGAUUCUUUACAACUUGCUCAUAAGUGUAUUCUCAACUCUUUCUAUGGAUAUGUCAUGCGAAAGGGUGCCAGAUGGUAUUCUAUGGAAAUGGCUGGAGCUGUUACAUAUACAGGAGCAAAAAUUAUUCAGAAUGCUCGGUUGCUGAUUGAAAGAAUUGGAAGACCACUUGAACUAGAUACAGACGGAAUCUGGUGUGCCUUGCCUGGGUCUUUUCCAGAGAACUUUACCUUUAAAACAAAAGACCCAAAGAAGAAGCUGACAAUCUCAUACCCAUGUGUUAUGCUUAAUGUCGAUGUGGCAAGAAACAACACUAACGAUCAAUACCAGACUCUGAAAGAUCCUAUAACUAGGACCUAUACAACGCACAGUGAAUGCUCAAUUGAGUUUGAAGUUGAUGGACCCUAUAAGGCUAUGAUUCUUCCUGCUUCCAAGGAAGAAGGAAUCUUGAUAAAGAAGCGUUAUGCAGUUUUUAAUGAUGAUGGGACCCUGGCAGAGCUGAAAGGUUUUGAGAUUAAACGGCGUGGAGAGCUAAAGCUCAUCAAAGUUUUCCAGGCUGAACUUUUUGAUAAAUUUCUGCAUGGGUGCACCUUAGAGGAGUGCUAUUCAGCUGUUGCUUCUGUUGCAAAUCGAUGGCUUGAUCUUCUCGAUAAUCAAGGAAAAGACAUUGCAGACAGUGAACUGCUUGAUUACAUAUCAGAAUCAAGCACAAUGAGCAAGUCCUUAGCAGACUACGGUGAACAAAAGUCUUGCGCUGUUACCACAGCAAAGCGACUAGCUGAUUUUUUGGGGGAUACAAUGGUUAAAGACAAAGGAUUGCGUUGUCAAUAUAUUGUUGCAUGCGAACCAAAGGGAACCCCUGUAAGUGAGCGUGCUGUGCCAGUUGCCAUAUUUGAAACUGAACCUGAGAUUAUGAAGUUUUAUGUAAGGAAGUGGUGCAAGAUUUCAUCAGAUGGUGGCAUACGUUCCAUUAUUGAUUGGUCCUAUUACAAGCAGCGUCUGAGUUCAGCUAUCCAGAAAACAAUUACCAUUCCGGCUGCAAUGCAGAAGGUGGCCAAUCCUGUCCCAAGGGUAAUUCAUCCCGACUGGCUCCAUAAGAAGGUUCGUGAGAAGGACGACAAAUAUCGCCAGAGGAAAUUGGUUGAUAUCUUUGGUUCCCUGAGUAAAAAUAAUGGUUUAAAAGGAAGUAGUGAUGUUAUCAGUAACAAACAGGGAGUUGAUGAACAAAAUGCUGCAGAUCUGGAGGAUUUUGGGAAAAUUAGUAGGACUUUUCGAGUUGGACCUAGACCUGUUGUUCAUUGUUUUGAUGCCAAUGAAGUGCAGCAAUUAUCUAAAACAAGCUCUGAAUUGGAUUGUCCCCCACAACAAAGUAUUCGUGAUGGAGGCACUCCAAAACUAUGGACAUCUCCACAAGAAGCUGCUAUUUCUAAGGAAAGUAUUGACAGGAAUGUAGAUUAUAGAGGAUGGCUAGAAUUAAAGAAAAGAAAAUGGAGGGAGACACGGGAGAAAAGGAAGCGCCAGAGGUUGGACGCUGCAAGGAAAUCUAAUAAACAGAAUGGUAUUGAUGUACUUCCCGGUUUCAUGUUCAAAUAUGGAAAAGCUAAAAGCCGAGUUGGGGUUAAUUCUUAUUUUGAGAAUCAUCAGAUGGCACUCACCCGCAGCCAUUGGCAGAUAAUCCAGCUCAUACCAAGUCCACAGCAUGGACAUUUUUUUGCCUGGGUAGUGAUAGAAGGAGUCAUGCGUAAGAUUCCUAUUACUGUUCCUAGGGUAUUUUUCCUCAACUCUAAAGAUCCAGUAACAGAAGAAUUUCCUGGAAGGCGUGUGAAUAAAGUUCUACCACAUGGGCAUACUAGCUACAAUUUAAUCGAGGUCAUAAUUGAAGAAGAACAGUUCAAGGAAGAAAGCAAGAAGCUUGCAGCUCACCUUGCAGAUCCUGAAGUGGAGGGAAUAUAUGAAACAAAUGUGCCUUUGGAGUUUAACGCUAUCCUUCAGCUUGGCUGUGUCUGUAAAGUAGAUAAGAAAGCCAAAAGGCGAAAUGGUCAAGAUAGCUGGAGUAUGAGUGAACUGCACAUGAAAACAACAACUGAGUGCUCAUAUCUAGAACAAUCACUGUCUUUCUUCUACUUGUAUCACAGUAUUUCUGAGGCAAGAGCAAUAUACGUUGGGUAUUUUCCUGCAUCUAGAUUAAUAUCAGUACUGGUGGUUAAUCCCUUUCAGAACAAAGAACUAUCACCUCAAAUUCUUGAAAGACUAUUUCGAGAAGCUUGCCAGGCAUUAUCUUUUCAACACCCUAACUCAGCAGAAAGAAUGAGUUUCAAGGUAGAGUAUGUUGGACAUGUCAAGGAUGCUGAGAAGAACAUGCAAAGAAUGAUAAAUGACUACAGAGAUCGACAUCCUGGGCCUGUAAUUGCUGUGAUUGAGUGCCCAAAUUCUGAUUUGCUGAAGUCUAAUAUACAAGCAUUAGAUGAUUUUCCUUGUGUGAACAUUCCUUCCAAUGCUCGUGAUAGUCAAUAUCAGGCUCUUGGGUGGCAAAUUGUUGCUGCAAAAAUUGGGAUGCAUCGAUGUGCAGCAUCUUCUCAGUGGUUGAAAGAGAGAAUCACUCUUUCACGUUAUGCUCAUGUACCACUUGGAAACUUGGAAGUGGAUUGGCUCCUACAUACAGCAGAUAUCUUCUUCUCAAGAGCUUUACGUGAUCAGCAACAGGUUCUUUGGAUAUCUGAUAACGGCAUCCCAGACCUUGGAGGCGUGAAUGAAGAAAUGUCAAGCUUCAUUGAUGAAGUGAAUCAACCAAUUCUCAACUACCCUGGCGCGUAUAGGAAAGUUUCUGUGGAGCUUAAGAUUCAUCACCUGGCUGUUAAUGCUCUUCUGAAGAGCAACCAGAUAAAUGAAAUAGAAGGAGGUACUCUGUUUGGACUGGACCAAGACCUGAAUCCUGCUACUAAAUUUCCAGAUGAGCAAUAUUGCUUUGAUGAGGUGACUUCAUGUGCACCUGCAUUUCGUGUCCUCAAACAGUUGAUUCAAAGAUGUCUGGCAGAUGCAGUUACAUCUGGAAAUGUAUUUGCUGAUGCAAUGCUGCAACAUUUAUACAGAUGGCUUUGCAGCCCAAAGUCUAAACUACAUGACCCAGCUAUCUAUCGCAUGCUACAUAAGGUUAUGCAAAAGGUUUUUGCAUUACUAGUGGCUGAGUUUCGCAAACUGGGUGCAACAAUUGUGUUUGCUAGUUUCUCCAAAGUCAUUAUUGAUACAGGAAAGUUUGAUCUAUUAGCAGCAAAAGCUUAUUGUGAUAGUUUGCUCAAGACUCUGCAGACUAGAGACUUAUUUGAGUGGAUAGAGUUUGAGCCUUUGCAGUUCUGGCACUCCUUCCUUUUCAUGGAUCAGUACAAUUAUGGCGGAAUUCAAGCUAGUUUUCAAGAUGAGUCGUCUAAUGACAAAGCAAGACCAAGUGAUGUUAGCAUACAAAAGGAAUCUGAGGUGGAGAUUGUGUCAAGUUGGAAUAUUGCUGAAAACUUGCCGAAGUUGACUCAGGACCAUUUCAUCUUGAUUGUUUCUGAAUUUAUGUAUAUGCCAUGGAAAUUUGCACAAGAGCAAGCUGCUAAACGAGCAUGUCUGGUGGAUGGUGACUUGUGCACUCCAUCAAUCACAGCUGCUGCUGCUGAAACUUUUGACUUACAGAUGACAGAAGAUCUAAAGAACAAGAUUAGAUCUUACUUCACGGACAAGCUUCUAAAAAUUGUUUGUGAUCCCAGUCUUCUCAUGAAAAGAAAGUCUCACGAUCAACAGAACAUCAUGAAUACAAAUACACAACCUUUGGAGAGUUGCCAUCUGGGCGAUCCUGCAUUAGAGUUCAUUAAGUAUGUUUCCACAGUUUUGGCUCUUGACCAGAGUGUUCAGCAUGAGGUUCUGAUCAUGAGGAAGAAUCUGCUUAAAUUUGUCCGUGUGCGAGAAUUUGCACCAGAGGCUGAAUUUUACAAUCAAUCUCCAUCUUUCACUCUACCAAAUGUCAUUUGCAGCUAUUGCAACGAGUGCAGAGACUUAGAUUUAUGCCGUGACAGAGCUUUACUAGGUCAGGAAUGGCGUUGUGCCGUGCCUCAAUGUGGGCAACCUUAUGAUCGCGAGCUAAUGGAGAAUGCUCUUCUACAGAUCGUAAGGCAGAGAGAGCGACUCUACCAUCUGCAGGACUUGGUAUGCCUCAAGUGCAACCAGAUUAAAGCUGCACACUUAGCUGAGCAUUGCUCAUGUGCUGGGUCAUUUAGGUGCAAGGAAGAUGUCUCAGAGUUCCGUAACAAGAUGCAAGUUUUUCUAAACAUCGCACAGGAUCAGAAAUUUCAGCUACUUCAAGAGUGUACUUCCUGGAUCUUGGAAGUCAGUCAGUUUUGGUGAUGAGAUGUACCUUAUCCUGUGAAACAAACUUGGGAUGCAAAGCAACUGUCGAAUACGUGUGAAACCUGCGAGAUUUACAAGGAAAUUGCUGGUUUCUGGGACAUGCAAUCUUUCAUGCAACAGGAGCAGCGCCCAAGGAUGACAUGCUAUGGGGUGGCUUGGCUGUGGUAUCGGGUUUCCACCAAAAGUCAGAGACUGGGCGGCACCCAUGGCGUGCAGAGGUUUGCUCUGAAAUAAAUUAAAUUCCGUGCUCGGCUUACUUGGCUCCUACCAGUGUUAUUUAUGCACCUUUUGUAGCAUUGCAUUUUACAGCAGAUUAUUGCUGGUAAAGCCAAAUGCCCGGAAGUCAGAGAGACCAUUGAGAUGUGGGUAUUGAAGGGCCAGCCAGGGAUGGAGGAGAGGAAUCGAAUGUAAAUAAUUUCUCAGAUCUCCCAUGUAUAUGGAAGAAUUAAUAUACAUCCACCCAUAUGCUACAUAUACGCUUUUGAUUUGGCAACUCGAGUAAAGCAUCAAUUAAUGCAUCUCUCAA